Acanthosepion pharaonis is the source of this 1275-nucleotide messenger RNA. Lineage: Eukaryota; Metazoa; Mollusca; Cephalopoda; Sepiida; Sepiidae. The record is from the annotation of a GenBank genome assembly.
AUGUCCGUCAAUAAUUUUACUCUAUUUUCUUCCGAGUGUCACCUUGAGAAUGCUACUCUUUUCAACACGGUCGCGAUCCAACUCCACCCGCAUUACACGGGAUUCCGUGAAAGCUUCGCUGAGAAUUGCUGUCGAGACCAAUUUGAAACCAUACAUCAGUAUAUCCUUUCCCUCACUCUCUAUCUAUAUAUUCUCUCUCUCUCGCUCUCUCUCUCGCUCGCUCUCUGCCAGGCAGAUAACAUCAGCAUUGCCCUGAAACUUCUCUUUACAUUUUAUACCGCUUCUUUCUUUAACUCUCAAACGUUAAAUUACACCACCUUGGAGUUUGUUUGUUUUUUUUUUGUCAUUGCAGCUGAUCCGCGCAUAAUGGCAGCCCACGAUUAUCUUUCCAUUACUACACCCUACUUGAUUCGAGCGAAGCAAAAUGUCUUUUUCCUUUCUCUCACUCUUUCUUUUUCUUUCUUACUUUCUUUCUCUCGUUCUUUCUUUUUUCUUUCUCUAUUUCUUUCUCUCUCUCUCUCUCUCUCUUGUAUUGUUCUUUCUUUCUCCAUUUCUUUCUCUCUUUCUUUCUUUCUUACUCUUUUUCUUUCUCUCUUUCUUUCUUUUCUCUCUCUCUCUCUUUUGUAUUUUUCUUUCUUUCUCCAUUUCUUUCUUUCUAUCUUUCUUUCUUUCAUUCAUUCUUUCCCUUUUUCUCUUUUUCUUUCUCUCUUUCUUUCUUUCUUUCUUUCUCUCUCUCGUAUUUUUCUUUCUUUCUCCAUUUCUUACUUUCUCUCUCUUUUGCUUUCUUUCUUUCUUUCCCUCUUUUUCUUUUUCUUUCUCUCUUUCUUUCUUUUUCUUUCUCUCUCUCUCUCUUGUAUUUUUCUUUCUUUCUCCAUUUCUUUCUUUCUCUCUUUCUUUCUUUCUUUCUUUCCUUCUUUCUUAUCCUUUUUUCUCUUUUUCUUUCUCUCUUUCUUUCUUUUUUUCUCUUUCGCUCUCUCUCUUGUAUUUUUCUUUCUUUCUCCAUUUCUUUCUUUCUUUCUCUUUUUCUUUCUUUCUAUCUUUUUUCUCUCUCUCUCUCUUAUAUUUUUUCUUUCUUUCUCCAUUUCUUUCUUUCUCCAUUUCUUUCUCUCUUUCUUGCUUGCUUUCUUUCUUUCUUUCCCUCUUUCUCUUUUUCUUUCUUUCUUUUUUCUCCCAUUUGUUUUUUCUUUAUUUCUUCCUUUCUUACUUUCUCUCUCUCUUUAUUCUUUCCUCUUUACUCUCUCUCUUUCUAUCUUUCUUCCUUUCUUUCUCAUGUAA